AUGUUUUCCGCCGCCCGACGAGCUGUGGCCAGGCCUGCCACGGCAGCCAUUGGCCGAGUGACACUCAAUGCCUAUGCCCGCCAACGUUUUCUCUCUGCUCUUGCGAUUCUGGAGCAGCGUGACGGUCAGCUUAGCGCUGGGUCUUUGAGCGCCGUGACGGCGGCCAAGGUCAUUGGUGGCAGCGUCCACGGUUUUCUGGCCGGUGCUAGUGUCAAGAGCGCCGCAGAGGAGGCUGCCAAGGUCGACGGCAUUGAGAAGAUUCUUAUCGUCAAUAAUGUGGCGUAUGAAAAGGGCCUCCCCGAGAACUAUGCCCCUCUGCUCGUCGAGAACAUCAAGAAGGGAGGCUACACACACGUCAUUGCCGCCAACUCGGCUUUUGCAAAAGGCGUUCUGCCCCGCGUCUCUGCGCUCCUCGACUCGCAACAAAUAUCCGACGUCACUGCGAUCCAGGAUGAAAAGACCUUUGUCCGACCCAUCUACGCCGGCAACGCCAUUGCCACCGUCGAGUCCACCGAUGCCAUCAAGAUCCUGACUGUCCGAGGCACGGCCUUUGCCGCCGCCACCCUCGGCUCCGGCUCUGCUGCCAUUGAGGAGGGCGCCGACCCCAAGGCCGAAGCUACCGCCGAAUGGGUGUCGGAAGACCUCGCCAAGUCCGACCGCCCUGAUCUCGCCACGGCUAGCAAGGUUGUCUCUGGCGGUCGCGGUCUCAAGUCCAAGGAGGAGUUUGACAAUAUUAUGCUACCCCUCGCUGACGCGCUGGGUGCUGCAGUUGGUGCUUCGCGUGCCGCCGUCGACAGUGGGUACGCCGACAACAGUCUCCAAGUUGGUCAGACUGGCAAGGUCGUUGCCCCCGAGAUGUACCUCGCCGUCGGUAUCUCUGGUGCCAUCCAGCACCUUGCUGGUAUGAAGGACAGCAAGGUCAUUGCUGCGAUUAACAAGGAUGCCGAUGCCCCCAUUUUCCAGAUUGCCGACGUUGGUCUGGUAGGAGACUUGUUUGAGAAGGUGCCCGAGCUAACUGAGAAGUUGAAGAGCUCGUAG
Molecule: messenger RNA, 1038 nt
Organism: Cordyceps militaris CM01
Lineage: Eukaryota; Fungi; Ascomycota; Sordariomycetes; Hypocreales; Cordycipitaceae
Product: electron transfer flavoprotein alpha-subunit
Exons: 2
Coding region: 1-1038 (345 amino acids)
Cellular component (GO): mitochondrion
Molecular function (GO): flavin adenine dinucleotide binding; electron transfer activity
Source: RefSeq, a predicted model, not a curated record